Molecule: messenger RNA, 228 nt
Organism: Torulaspora globosa
Lineage: Eukaryota; Fungi; Ascomycota; Saccharomycetes; Saccharomycetales; Saccharomycetaceae
Exons: 1
Coding region: 1-228 (75 amino acids)
Source: RefSeq, a predicted model, not a curated record
AUGGACAGUGGUCUUCCUACGAGAUUUCUUUUACUAACAAUGGUGCACAAUCUAGAUGAGGAGACUGCUAGACGGUGUAAACAGGUACAAGAACAGCACAUUGAGCAGCUGGAAAGCGAAGCACAGAAACAAUUGGAUCAGACAAAACACGGGGGAAAUGCAUUAAUAGCUUCAAUGACCGUAAGGCAAGUGCUGGAAAUAGAGCGUAACGAACAAUCAGCCAAAUAA